ACGAAAACGCGGAAGUAAAGAAACCGAAGUAGGGGAGAAAGGGAAAAAGAAAAAGCUUCGGAAGGCGAAAUUUCAAGAAAUAUUCAAGACGUUAAAGGAAGCGUUUGAUGCAGUUCAGCGGCCGAGUAUAACAACCCCCCUCCCUUCCCCUGACCAGAGUAUCAGCAAGCCAGCAUGGGCCUGUGUGACGGUUUGUCCCACUGCAAACUGGCUCUGGCCUUCGCCGUGCUCAUGGAUGUGCUCGGGGGCGUCGCCCUGCUGCUGGGGGUCUUUGCCCCCCUGGAGGUGAAAGGUCAAGACUUUGGAGACUUGCUCGUCUACACGGGAGCUCUGUUGGUCCUGAUGUCGCUGGGCGGCUGGGUGCUGUGGUACAGCGGAAACAUCGAGGGCCUGACGUACAAAAAGGAGCUGGGACACGUCGGCAGCGCCGUGGAGCGCCUGGCUCGCAACCUCAGCCGCAAGAUCCUCACGUACAGAAUCCACCGCUGAGGAGAGAGAGUGCGGAGGGCGGCCAGGGCUCACCUACUUCAGCCAGUGUUCACAUUCAAGUGUUACCAGCUUGUCCAAAACAUUUCACCUUGCUCUCCUGUUACACUCUUCAUACCUUCACAUUUAUAUUGUCAUUUAAUGAUCUCAAGUUACAUUUCAAUAAAGCUUUUUUAAAA
This is a messenger RNA of Phycodurus eques (leafy seadragon), 665 nucleotides long. RefSeq names its product transmembrane protein 238a (gene tmem238a). The record is from RefSeq and is a predicted model, not a curated record. The transcript has 3 exons. NCBI's taxonomy places the organism in Eukaryota, Metazoa, Chordata, Actinopteri, Syngnathiformes, Syngnathidae. Bases 175 to 489 code for a protein of 104 amino acids.